AUGUCCAACAUCAAGCUCUACUACUCCCCAGGCGCUUGUUCACUGGCCCCGCAUAUCCUCCUCCAUGAAACAGGCCAUGCUUUCACCACAAAACAAGAAGGACGAAGUGCCUCUGACGAGCUCCGCGCUCUAAACCCCAAAGCCAAGGUCCCCGUCCUCUUAAUUGACGACACGGUCAUCACCGAAAAUAUCGCUAUCCAGACUGCAAUCUCCAAUCUCGCACCGGAGAAGAGCCUCCUCGGUGCCCCGGGAAGCCUGGAAUCGAUCAGGAUCUUGGAGUGGCUUUCAUGGCUAGCUACCUCGGUCCAUGCCACCGGCUUUGGAUUGUAUUUCCGUCCAUUCCGGUUCACCACGAGUUCCGAUGAGAAGACACAUGAGGAGGUCAAAGCCCGGGCCAAGGAACUGCUCAAAGAUGCAUUUGAUCUUGUUGAGGAAAAGUUGACCGGGGUUCAUGCCGUGGGUGAUCGAUUUACCGCAGCUGAUGCUUAUUUGUAUGUGUUCUAUCGCUGGGGUUCGACCAUUUGGGAUAUGGAGGCCACAUUCCCAAAGUAUGCGGCUUUGGCAGCGGCUGUUCAAGCUAGAGAGUCAACAAUCAAGGCUCUCAAGGAAGAAGGCCUGUGA
This is a messenger RNA of Penicillium longicatenatum, 621 nucleotides long. RefSeq lists its product as uncharacterized. The coding region runs from base 1 to 621 and encodes 206 amino acids. The record is from RefSeq and is a predicted model, not a curated record. The transcript has a single exon. Lineage: Eukaryota; Fungi; Ascomycota; Eurotiomycetes; Eurotiales; Aspergillaceae.